GCGUAAUUAAAGAAAAAGAUUGAUUCAAAUUUCCCAAAGUCGAAAGAUUAAAACAAGAAGCAGCUUAAUUAAAGCUCAAAUAGUUUCUUCUCUUCUCUUAUCUUAUCACCUGUCUGUCAGUGUCUGUCUGUCUGUCAUUUUAACGCCGGUUAGUCCAACAACGCUCUUACAUGAAUAGAUCAUUCCCUACCUUUACAAAAAUCAUUAAAAUCCCCCACAGAAUCCAACUCCAUUAAUUCCUUCUUCUUCUAUUUUUUUUUUUUAAUUUAAGCUCUAAAAAAAAUUAUAUUGACGUCACAGAUCGGCUCAGCUUUUUUUGCAGGUAAUAUUCGAAUCCUAUUCCUUCUGGAAAGAAAAGAGAGAAAAAGUUGCACUUUUUUUUUCUCUGCUGCUUUGUAAUUUAGUGUAGUUUAUGAUUAAAGUAAAAGAAGAAAAAAGAUUUGGUUUUCGCGGAAAAAGUGUGGAUUCGGUUUAGUUCAGUAGGCUGUGAUCGGAUCCACUGGAUUAGCAGGUAAUGGCUCUCUUAAGUGUUCUUUUUUGUAAUUAAUUUUCUGUUUGGUUGCCAAGAAAACUAUGGAAAUACAGAGUGAAUCUUUAAAUGAGGCCGUUUUAUGGUUUUUACAGAGAAAAAAAAAUGAUAACGAGUUCAAUUUUCAAAAUGUGGUAUUUGCAGCUUUAGUAAAUGGAAGGAACAUUUUAGAAUAACUUGGAUUUAAUUAGCUGGAUUGUUGAAUUUGGAGGAAAAUAAAAAGAAUAAAACUUUUCAAUCUUGAAUUCAUGAUGAUGUUUUUACUUCAUUAAUUUGUACCAAUAGGAGUUCCGUCAAUUUUUAAUGCAAUCAGUUGAUGAAAGUAAAGAAAAGAAGACGAGUUUGAAACGAUCAAGAUCAUCAUCCCCUCGCAAUAUGCCUGUGACUGACAGCACUGCUACGCAAACUCCUGAUGAUUGCAAUCUUUUCCCUGUUGAAGAGAUAGUUCAAUCACCAUUACCAGGAUAUGUAGCACCUACUUCUGUUAGUUUUAGUCCAGAUGAUAGUUUGAUAGCUUUUCUAUUUAGUCCUGGUCAUACUUUGAGUAGAAAGGUUUUCGCCUUUGAUCUCAAUGCUGGCAAGCAAGAGUUAUUCUUCUGUCCCCCAGAUGGUGGACUCGAGGAGAGUAAUAUAUCACCGGAAGAGAAGUUGAGGAGGGAGAGGUCCAGGGAGCGUGGGCUGGGAGUUACACGUUAUGAAUGGGUGAAGCGUAUCUCAAAGAAGAACACUAUUAUGGUUCCUUUACCUGGAGGGAUUUAUUUCCAGGACCUUUCUGGUUCAAAACCAGUUCUCAUGCUUCCAAGUAUGUCAUCGUCAUCAAUUAUUGAUCCACAUCUUUCCCCAGAUGGUACUAUGCUUGCUUACAUAAGAGAUUAUGAGCUGCAUGUUCUGAAUCUUUUGUACAAUGAACAAAGACAGUUAACAUAUGGUGCCAAUGGGAACAUUGUGGAGGAGAUGGAUCGUAAAACUGGGUAUUGGUGGUCACUUGAUGGCAAGUUCAUUGCAUUUACAGAGGUUGAUUAUUCGGAAAUACCUCUUUUUAGAAUUAUGCAUCAAGGUAAAAGCUCAGUCGGUCUAGAGGCCCAGGAAGACCAUGCUUAUCCUUUUGCAGGAGCUUCAAAUGUCAAAGUUCGCCUUGGGGUGGUCUCCAGUACUGGUGGUACUGUCACUUGGAUGGAUAUUAUCUGUGGGGGACCAAACUACAAUGAUGAAUAUUUGGCUAGAGUCAACUGGAUGCAUGGAAAUGUUCUUACAGCACAAGUUUUGAAUAGGUCUCACUCCAAACUACAGAUCCUUAAGUUUAAUAUCAAGACAGGCCAAAAAACUGUUUUAAUGAUCGAAGAACUAAAACCUUGGAUUAAUCUACAUGAUUGCUUUACACCUCUGGACAAAGGAGUCACCAGAUAUUCUGGGGGGUUCAUCUGGGCAAGUGAAAGAACAGGAUUCAGACAUCUUUAUCUGCAUGAUGCUAAUGGGACUUGCUUAGAACCCAUUACAGAGGGUGAAUGGAUGGUUGAGCAAAUUGCUGGUGUAAAUGAGGCUGCUGGGCUUGUGUAUUUCACUGGAACUCUUGAUGGACCUUUAGAAUCACACCUUUACCAUGCUAGACUAUGCCCAGAUGAAAAUUCAACAUUGCAGCCCCCUGUCAGAUUGACUAAUGGCAAGGGAAAACAUGUGGUUGUGCUUGAUCACCACAUGCAGAAGUUUGUUGAUAUUUAUGAUUCUCUUGAUUCCCCCCCUACGGUUUUGCUUUGCAGCUUGAUUGAUGGAAGUAUAUUAAUGUCUAUUUAUGAGCAGCCAUUAACAAUUCCCGAGCUUAAAAGACUUCAACUUGAGCCUCCAGAGAUAGUUCAGAUACAGGCAAAUGGUGGUACCGUACUAUAUGGGGCUUUAUAUAAGCCUGAUGCAACAAGAUUUGGACCUCCCCCAUACAAAACCUUGAUCAGUGUGUAUGGUGGUCCUAGUGUACAACUUGUUUGUGAUUCUUGGAUAAAUACCGUUGACAUGAGAGCGCAAUACUUGCGGAGCAAAGGCAUUUUAGUUUGGAAGUUGGAUAAUAGAGGAACGGCUAGACGUGGACUGAAGUUCGAAGGCUGUCUCAGAAACAACAUAGGCCGUGUUGAUGCGGAGGAUCAGCACACCGGAGCUGAAUGGCUAAUUAAACAAGGGCUGGCAAAGGUUGGCCAUAUUGGUUUGUACGGUUGGAGCUAUGGUGGUUAUCUCUCUGCCAUGGUCUUGGCCAGAUUCCCUGAUGUUUUCCAAUGCGCUGUCUCUGGUGCUCCUGUUACAUCAUGGGACGGAUACGACACAUUUUACACCGAGAAAUACAUGGGACUGCCUUCCGAGGAUGCUGAAAAUUACGAGUACGGCUCCGUGAUGCACCAUGUUAAUAAGAUGAAAGGAAGGCUACUAUUGAUUCACGGCAUGAUCGAUGAAAACGUCCAUUUUAGGCACACGGCGAGGCUUGUGAACGCGCUCGUGGCAAACGGAAAGCCGUAUGAGCUAUUGAUUUUUCCAGAUGAACGGCACAUGCCACGCCGUCAUAGGGACCGAAUUUAUAUGGAAGAGAGGAUAUGGGAAUUCAUUGAGAGGAGCUUGUGAGGUAACACUUCUUAUUUAUACAUCAUCUCCACCAUAGUCUAAUGUUGUUUGUUGGGAAAGAGAAUCGGAUUUUUCUACCCUCUUUCCAAAUUUCAUAAAAUCUUGGACAAUUUCUCUUAAUUUUUAAAUUGCAAUUUAACUUUUUGCCCCGAGCUGGUUUUGACGUGGAUGCGAUCUAUU
Durio zibethinus is the source of this 3310-nucleotide messenger RNA. RefSeq lists its product as uncharacterized. The record is from RefSeq and is a predicted model, not a curated record. Gene Ontology annotation, molecular function: dipeptidyl-peptidase activity; serine-type peptidase activity. Lineage: Eukaryota; Viridiplantae; Streptophyta; Magnoliopsida; Malvales; Malvaceae. Gene Ontology annotation, biological process: proteolysis.